This is a messenger RNA of Bactrocera tryoni, 3165 nucleotides long. RefSeq names its product general odorant-binding protein 70 (gene Obp73a). The transcript has 4 exons. Gene Ontology annotation, molecular function: odorant binding. NCBI's taxonomy places the organism in Eukaryota, Metazoa, Arthropoda, Insecta, Diptera, Tephritidae. The record is from RefSeq and is a predicted model, not a curated record. Gene Ontology annotation, cellular component: cytoplasm. The coding region runs from base 1098 to 2720 and encodes 540 amino acids.
CAGUUAGUAUAACAUAAAUUUUAUCCUGUCGAGAUGCCCCGUAAAGUUAAUGAAAUGCAUUAACAUUCUCUGGUAAAGUGUACACAAAAAUAUGUAUAAAACCAGAAAACAUUAAUGGACAAUAGUAAACCAGAGAACAUAAAACAAUCUCUGAGUAAAGCAAGUAAUUCAUGAUGGUUAAUGAAAGUUUGAUUAGAACUUAGCAUUAUUUUAAAACCUAUAAUUUACUUAUGGGUAUUAAUAAUAAGUGGAUUUUAUAUUGAUGUGGAUGUAAACGGAGGAAGAUAAACCCUCUUAUGUGAAUAUUGUUGUAUGAACCACGGUAUACAUUUAUAUCGCUACUCCCGCUGUGCCAAGGUGUGAAUUACUUUGAAUGUAGUGGGUGUUAAGCCACCUUCAGCAAUGGAGAUACCAUAAAGAUCUCUUUAGCACGAUUGCAAAAUAAAUGAGCUUACAUAUGUAGUUACAUAUAUACACAUUUAAGGAAAUGAAUAUAUACAAUGCGUCAAUUACCUGGGUGUCGGGAUCUAAAUCAUUUUGGAAGCUGUAAAAAUACUUAUAUACAUACAUGUUUAGAAAUGGCCAACAGUGAAGCUUGUGUAAACAAUCUGUGGCUAUUGCUUUUAUGGGCGCAUACAUGCGUAUGCAGGCAAGAUGUUUAAUUAUUUGAAGCAAACAAUGGCUGUUUGGUAUACAUAACGUGCGUGUAUUUACAUAUGUGGAAUGGCACAAUAAAAAAAUAAAAAUACAGAAAGUUACGAGUUCUUAAUAUUCGGAAUGAAUGAAAUGGAAAUGUGCUUGAAACAAAAAUGACUACCUUUUUCUGAGGAGGCAUAAGCUGUACAAAUUUAUACUCUAUGUGUUGCAGUGGUAAACUUAUUUUUCCUGCUGGCUUUGUUCAUAUUUAUGCAUGUUGCAUUAACAUAACAUGAAACUUGCAAUAAAAUAAUUCAGUUGAUCUGUUUUAUGAGAAUUGUAAUUUAGUUAGAAAUAUAGACGUCAACUUCAGGUAAACGAAAUAUAGAAGGUGUUCUCAGAGUUUUGUAUUAAGCCUGGAAGAUAAACUCGAAUAUUAGCAAUAAGAAGUUGAGUAGAUUAUGUCGAGUUUUAUGAGCGAAAGUGGAACAUCUGCUGAAUUACAACUUGGUAGCAGAGGAGUGGCUGUAGUAUCUGUAACAUCGACGGCAGUAGUGGCUGCAACUGCGUUUGUGGGGGCUUCAAAUCAAAUGAACUCUAAAAACCCAAUUAUGCAACGGGACAAGUCCGAGACACCUGCAAAUAGCUGUCCUAACGACAUGGUUAGUACAAAUUCUGCUAUCGAAGAAGAAAACCGAUUUAGCGAUACCAGAGGGGGGAUAAAUCUAUCAUUAAUGCAAAACUCGCCCCCACCCCAUAGUUACCGACAUUCGCGUGCCUAUCGUCAUUUUAAAAAUCCACCACAACCACAUAUGUGUAUUCGCACAACCUCAGAAUCAGGUGAAGAACUAUUUAUUAAUGUACUUAGUUGGACGAGAAUAGUGAUACCACAAGAGCCUACCGACCCUAUACCAUUAUAUGGAGGAAUGAGGGUCCCUCCAGGAAGUCCUCGAAGCCCGCCUAUUGUUUUUGCUGUUAUGGCAAAUCCCGAAGUUUUAAAGGAUUCUGGACGUCAUAGCAAAGAUCCAGAGGAACGCAGAGCUAUGGUUGAAUUAAUGUGUGAUUUUGUAGAAGCAAUGAAUCCUGGUCUUAAAUUAGUAAGGAACGCCAUUAUUCUAAAGGAUAGGGAUAUAUCUGGAGAACUAAAAGAUGUCUGGAGUGCGGUGCAAGCUCAAAGAGAUCGAGAAAGGGAGGAGCAAAUUAUACAACAACGACAGCAGCAUCAUUUUCACAGCAUCACCACUCAACAGAUGUUUCCAAGGUCUACUGAAGCUGUACGAAUUUCGGAACAAAAACAAAUCAAUACAUCAGAUAGUACAAAUGCAUCUGCAGCAGGUGAUUUCACCGUACAUAUAAAGAACACUGUAAAAUUAAAACAACCUCAAGAAACGUAUGAAGUAAGUGCUAAUACCGCAAGUGGUGGUGAUGAUGAGAUUACUAUUUUAAGUGACGGAAAUGAUCAAACUGAUGCCACUAAUAAAUUAUCUGUCACAACCGAUACUUGCGAUAAUAGAGAAGUAUCUGCCAAAACUCUUUCUGGCCCUCAACUUAUUAUCGGAGAAGAAAAAAGUAAAAGUAAAGGUGUCGAACAUAUUGAUAGUCCUUCGCCUUUAUCAUCUAGCACAAUACUCACAAUAGAAACUCCCGCUAUAAAUAACAUAGGUACAAGUUCAGGACUUACAACUUCCAAUCAUAUAAAAAUGAAUACAACGGGUUUUCCCGCAGUAUCCGCAUCAACUAUUACUAAAAAAGAUAAAUUAGUUGGGUUUUUACCUAACGGAUGCAUAUUCCCACGUUUCAAGAACUAUAAAAACAAAGAAAAAGAUAAAGAUAAAGAAAGCAAAUCGAAAGAUAAAACUUUACUCAAUGCUUUGAAAAAAAGCAAAGACAAAAAAGUCGCAAGUGUUGAGAAUUGUGAGAAAUCUUCAGUGGACUGUGAUCCAAAGAUAAAUUACGAAAAAAACUGUAUUAGUUUAGAAAAUGAGAUACAACAUUUGGAUCUCAAUAAAAUCGAAACAACCGCAAGUGGUGACAACAUGUAUGCUAAGUUGAAAAUCGCUGCUACUUCGGCGUCAGCAAAAUAGAUAGAAUUAUUCUCUUGUAUUAUUUUCCAGUUAGAUGCACAUAGAUUUAUUAGGCAUAUAUAGUGACUCACACAAUUGAUCACACGGUAUCAAUACAUUCCUAAUCGAUGAACUCGAAAAUGUUUUGAUGUCCUAUAAAUGCUUUUAUUUUGUUUUUCAUUAAACAACUACAAAUAAAAGCAAUAAUGAAGCUAAAUAUAAAAUAUUUCAGUGUGAUCAAUUUUGUGACUUAAUAUUAACAGGGUUAAAAGUUAAUAUUAAACUUUCGUAUAAUCAACUUUUGCGUCUAUAAUGGCUCUGAUUAUUCUAGGCAUACUUAAACUGAAACUUGCCCAUGUUUAUGGAAUUUUUUUUGUAUACCCCACAGGUGCUCUGUUGAGUUAAGGGGCUAUACCAGUGUGACGCAUGAAAAAUUAGGCGAUUUUCGUGAAUUUUUUUAAAAGAA